Molecule: messenger RNA, 534 nt
Organism: Penicillium verhagenii
Lineage: Eukaryota; Fungi; Ascomycota; Eurotiomycetes; Eurotiales; Aspergillaceae
Gene: dprC
Product: protein dprC
Exons: 2
Coding region: 1-534 (177 amino acids)
Source: RefSeq, a predicted model, not a curated record
AUGACAACUCCCCGUAAAGAAGUGCAUUCCGGCUCCUCAACCGGUUCCGCCGGCAUCCCGACCUUCAGAGCAGACCAGCGCAAUCAGUACGAUCCCGCGACCACCGGUUAUAACAGCGCCACUGGCGCCGGGUACAAGACUGGUGCUGGUGCUGGCACUGGAGCUGGCGCUGGCAAGGCCGAUUAUGAUUACUAUCGCCCACCUUCACCUACCGGAGGCUUUGAUGCUCCGGAGGGCGAUCCUCGAAUCUCUCAUUGGCCUAGUACGGCUGAGCGGGUGAAGAUGGAGAAGGAGAUGGAGAAAUCGCAGAAGGGAUUCAAAUCGCAACACGCCAGUGAGGGGGUGGGGAAGGGUAUAAAGGGGCUUGCGGCCGGAGUUCAUGGCGCUGGUGAGACACUACGCGGGGCACUCAAUGCGACAGUUGAUCGGGCGUUUGGAUCCCAUGAGAGUGCUGAAUGGAAUGAGGAAAUUGCGCGUCGGGGUGAACAGGAGAUCUCUACGAAGGAUUUCAAGGAGACUCCCCGUCGUGAGUGA